AUGGACCUCGACCGAAAUCGACCCCCUUCGCGCAUCGAGGCUUUAUCAACCUUCAUCUGGAGCCGCUUUGCUUGGUCAACUAGGGUCUAUUCUGAACCUAGCAAGAAAUGUAUCGUCCUUCAUGCGGUGAACUUGCGGACCAAGUUCGAUCCUCCGUUACCGCAAUAUUCCUUCGGGAACUUCUACCGGGUGGCAGUCACUUCCUUGCAAUUGGACUCAGGGAAGGAGUGCUACGGGCUUGUGGCUAAAAUGAGGGAGACGUUGAGGGGAAUCGAUAAGGGGUACGUGGAGAAGCUCCGCGACGGGAAAGAGCACUUGGACUUCAUCAAGCGGAGUGCCGAGGUAUACCUCAAAGGACAGCUACUGGCGAUGAACUUUACCAGCUUGUGCCGGUUCCCGGUGUACGAGUCCGAUUUUGGCUGGGGCAACCCGACAUGGGCCGGAUCACCAGCCCUAACUUUCCAGAACCUUGUGGUCUUCAUGGACACCAAGUCGGGCGAUGGUGUGGAGACAUAUAUAAGCUUGAGGGUCGAAGACAUGGCUGCUCUGGAAAGCGAUGAGGAGUUCAUGGAAUAUGUGAUUUCUCCAGGAAAAGAACAAAUUUCAGAGUGA
Molecule: messenger RNA, 612 nt
Organism: Eucalyptus grandis
Lineage: Eukaryota; Viridiplantae; Streptophyta; Magnoliopsida; Myrtales; Myrtaceae
Product: stemmadenine O-acetyltransferase-like
Exons: 1
Coding region: 1-612 (203 amino acids)
Source: RefSeq, a predicted model, not a curated record